Messenger RNA from Anopheles stephensi (Asian malaria mosquito), 2525 nucleotides. It is a transcript of the gene swi2, whose product is annotated as protein singed wings 2. Gene Ontology annotation, cellular component: membrane. The record is from RefSeq and is a predicted model, not a curated record. The coding region runs from base 486 to 2099 and encodes 537 amino acids. Gene Ontology annotation, molecular function: protein binding. Lineage: Eukaryota; Metazoa; Arthropoda; Insecta; Diptera; Culicidae. The transcript has 4 exons.
ACGCGCAAAUUUUAUCAGUCGCGGUUCGGAGCGCGUCACGUUCGGACGGUUCGGAUCACGUCCUCAAGAUCAAGCUUACUCUCGUGUGCGUGUGUGUGUGUGUGUGUGCAAGUUUACAUGUUUUAAGAGCCACAAGUACUAGCUGUUGUAUUAUGGGUAUUGACCUUAUAAAGAAGCCGUGCUGAAAAUAGUAGCCCACCCUCCCCAGAGCACUCCAGAACACUUGUGCUCAUCGAUGUGUGUACCGCCGCCUUGCAGUGAGUUCGGUAACUAGAAAGAAGCGAAAAACAGACCUAUGCCAAUUAUAGCACAGAUACCGAUCAGCUGAUCGGCAUGUGUUCAACAAGUGCCGUUCCACCAGCAACCGACAUGCAGGAAUGACGUGCGAAAAAGAUCUUUAACCACAAAAUCAUCCCUUGGGUUUUUGGAGGCCAUUUUUUUUACUUUAAAAAACCUCUCAAAUUUAACGGAUUCAUCUCGUUGCGAUGGCAACCGACACUCCAACGCGUGCUACUCCGCCUGACAGCUUAUCAUCUACCGCUGUCCGGUUCGUGUGUAAUGUGUCCUCACUAUCGGACACCGGGAUUACCGGCCAACCAACCAACAACGACGACCGUGCCACCACCAUAUCUGGCCCACUGGUGAUGCUUGUUUUCACGCUGCUAACGGUCGUCCCAGUCAGCGCCCAGCUGCCGCUUAGCCUGCAGAAUCUCGUCGUGGAGAACGUUGCCGUCGGGGAGUGUGCUUUUAGGCCCGCGCCACCACCACCAUCCCAGCAUCAGGCCGUAUCUCCGGCGGGCAGCGCACCGUCGUCCAGCAGUACACGGCCCGCGUGCUACUUUACGCCACCGAACCGUACCGUCUGCUUUCGGGGGAUCGAAACGAAACGGUUCCAGGCCGGCGGCAAAUUUAAUCUCACCCGUUGGCUGAUACUGUGCGAUUGGCCCCUUCGGUCGUUCGAUCCGCUCGUGCUGAGCCGGCUGGUGCCGCGUAUCGAACGGCUCGCCGUAACCGGGCGCGUACUGCAACGGUUGGCACACGACUUCCCGGCCCUGCCGUACCUGCGGAUGGUUAACAUUACCGGCACACGGUUGAAUCAUACCGGUGUGAACGCAUUCUACGAACUGGAGCGAUUGCAGGUGCUCAAUCUACGAGGAAAUGAGCUAGAACAAAUACAACCGUACCGGUUCCGGAGCGGACACGUGGAGGUGUAUCUGCAGGGUAAUCUGUGGAACUGCACGAACGACAUGAUAUGGUUGCUGAAGGAACAAUCACGCCAGUACGUCGACAAACCGACGCUGGUGUGCAAGGACUGGAAGUACACGGGACGUCCGGUUAUGACCGCCAUGGAAUACAAGCGCGUGGUUCGGGAAAGUUGCCUGCAUGAGGAAAUCUGGAACUGUAGCUGUCACGUGUCCUACCUGCGGUUAAGCGAAAACGGACUGUCCUUCCAUCCCAUGAUCAUGGUAAACUGCAGUGAUCGUGGAUUCUACCAACUGCCGCAGUACCUGCCGGGAAACACAACCGUACUGCACAUAGCACGCAACAAGCUACAAUCGGUGGACAGCUUAACGACGAACGAACACUACCAAAGCGUGCAGGACAUCUAUCUGGAUGAAAAUCGUAUCACGACGAUCGACAUCCUGGAGGACACGAUAUGGUUGGACAAUUUCCGUAUCCUCAGCCUGCGGGGAAACCGACUGAAUCGGAUACGCGUGUACAGUGUGGAGCACGCGAUCGAGCGGAAUCCGGGCGUCGGGAAGCUCUACCUUUCCAACAAUCCGUGGCGCUGCGGAUGCCGGUUUGCGAUACGAUUCCAGCGGUUUCUACGCAAACACGAAUCGCUGGUAGCGGACUCGCGCAACAUCACCUGCUACUUCAUCAACGACGACGAUGGCCGGAAGCAGUAUCUACCGGUGCUGACGGUAACGCCGAACGAUAUCUGCCGCCCGUCGGAGCAUAACACGGCGGCAUUUUACAAUACGCUCAGCAUAAUCUUUGCCUCGCUAAUCGUGCUCAUCUUUACGAAGCUGGCGUACGAUUACUAUCACUACCGGAAGUACGGUAAAUUGCCGUGGUUAAUAAUGAAGAUGCCCUGAUAUUUGCCCCGGGUGGUUUCGUAUCAGCCGCAGUGGGACAACAGGCAGUCGUACUUAAGGUAGUUGUAAAAGCGAAGAAAAUGAAUGUGAUAGUAAACGAUCUACGGAUAUCUACGUUUAAAACGAUCCAAAGCGCCCAAAGCCACAACAAAAGCUCGAACCGCUCGAAAAAAGGCAGCAAAUCAAAUCAGGGACUGUAAUUGUAAUUGUAAGCUCGAAUUGAUUCUCACAUUUCCCAUACUUAUACUUAAGUAAAGUAGAUUAGCUUUUUAGUUCGUAGCUUUUUGAAUGUUUGUGGAUGAAACGUUUCAAAAAUAAAAAUUGUUACUUUAUUACGAUUGCUGUUGCUGCUAUUGUCGUCGGCGGCCUUUUAGGCAUACCCUCCUAUUUUUAUUUGAGCCGCUCUUCCGAGAGCUGUCUACCUCC